GCUAUUUUAGUGAAAAUAAUUAACAGGAAAUUAACCCAUUGGGAGCCAGUGCGUUUAACAAUUACAUAAACAAAAGCUAUCGGAGGCGGCAACAGGUGGUUUUGGUUCCCUGAGGAAUACACGCGUUCCAAAACGUGCAGGUUUUGUUUACCUUGAUUAGUUUAAAUUGGCUUCAAUUAACCCAAGGAUGAUGCGUAAAGUGCCACUGAUUGUGAUCCUCGGCUCCACGGGCACUGGCAAAACGAAGCUCUCCCUGGAGCUGGCUGAGCGCUUUGGCGGCGAGAUAAUUAGCGCGGAUUCCAUGCAGGUUUACACCCACCUUGACAUCGCCACCGCCAAGGCCACAAGGGAGGAGCAGGCUCGGGCGCGGCAUCACCUGCUGGACGUGACCACUCCGGCGGAACCCUUCACAGUCACCCAUUUUCGCAAUGCCGCCCUGCCUAUCAUUGAACGCUUGUUAGCCCAGGCCAAGCCCCCCAUUGUGGUGGGCGGAACCAAUUACUACAUAGAGUCAUUGCUGUGGGACGUGCUUGUGGACGCUCAAGAGAAGCAGUCGCCAGGUAGUCCCCUGGCAGAGCUUAAAGAAGGCGAGUUAGGUGCCAUGUCCACCGUGGAGUUGCACAAACACCUGGCAAAGAUCGACGCCGGCAGUGCCAACCGCAUUCACCCCAACAACCGGCGCAAGAUCCUGCGAGCCAUCGAAGUCUAUCAGGGUACGGGGCAGACGCUGACCGAAAAGCUGGCAGAGCAGCGUGGGCAGCCCGGCGGUAAUCGCUUGGGCGGGCCCCUGCGCUAUCCCCACACCGUUCUCCUAUGGCUUCGCUGCAAUCAGGAGGUGCUAAAUGCCCGCUUAGAUGCCCGCGUUGACGGAAUGCUGGAGCAGGGACUAAUAAAGGAGCUGCGGCUCUUUCACAACACCCACCAGGGGAUCACGGUCCAGGCCUAUACCUCGGGUGUUCUGCAGACCAUUGGCUACAAGGAGUUUGUGCCCUACCUCAUGAAAUACAACCAGCAGCAGGACGAUAAGAUUGAACAGUAUCUGAGGACGCACAACUAUAAACUUCCGCGUCCAGAAGAACUGAAGGAGGAGGAUAGUCUGCCUGAGGGGUUGCACCUCCUACGCAGCUGCUGCGAUGAGCUGAAGCUGGUCACUCGUCGCUACUCGAAAAAGCAGCUAAAGUGGAUCAACAAUCGCUUUCUGGCUAGCCGAGAUCGCCAAGUGCCGGAUCUCUACGAGCUGGACACCAGUGAUGUCUCUGCCUGGUCCCAGACUGUGUAUCAGCGAGCCGAGUCCAUUAUAGAGAGUUAUCAAAACGGAGACAUCUGUGAGAUUGAGCCCAUGGCCAAGAGGGAGCAUCCCGGAGCAAACCUAGAUGAGGAAACCAGUAACUUUUGUGCCAUCUGUGAGCGGCACUUCGUGGGAGAGUAUCAAUGGAGCUUGCACCUCAAAUCCAACAAGCACAAACGUAGGAAAGAUGGGCAGCGCAAGCGGGAGCAAUUAAGUCAGAGGCAAAGCCAAGGGGAAACGGGUGAGGAGGAGGCUAAGCCAAGACACUGAAACUGAUAAGGUGUUGUAAACCAGAGGAGUCUGCUUGGAAAAAUAAACGAACCUACGUAAAUUUGA
Molecule: messenger RNA, 1624 nt
Organism: Drosophila kikkawai
Lineage: Eukaryota; Metazoa; Arthropoda; Insecta; Diptera; Drosophilidae
Product: tRNA dimethylallyltransferase
Biological process (GO): tRNA modification
Cellular component (GO): mitochondrion
Molecular function (GO): tRNA dimethylallyltransferase activity
Source: RefSeq, a predicted model, not a curated record